This is a messenger RNA of Sclerotinia sclerotiorum 1980 UF-70, 789 nucleotides long. RefSeq lists its product with no specific name. NCBI's taxonomy places the organism in Eukaryota, Fungi, Ascomycota, Leotiomycetes, Helotiales, Sclerotiniaceae. The coding region runs from base 1 to 789 and encodes 262 amino acids. The transcript has 2 exons. The record is from RefSeq and is a predicted model, not a curated record.
AUGAUCUUAGACAGAGAACCGCCGCAGAAUGAGCUACAGAAGAGUUCUGGUGGGCUGAGCACCAGUCAAUGGGCACCGCGUGAUUACCCCGGCAGAUCGAAAGCAGCAAAUCGUGGGGAGGUCUGGACUAUGAUUACGCCAACCUCACAAUCUUCGUUGGUGCGCCACGCGUAUAAUGCCUCGAGUCCUGCACACUCCUCCCGAGACCUUGGCCUGCCUUACGAAGUACAACAUUACAUUCUUGGUAUGAUGCAGCGGAUCUUGGAGGAAGGAUGUUAUACCUUUGCAUCGCGAUGGAUUCCCGACCUACUACAUAAGAAUAACUGGACGUGCUCGGAAGCUGUUGAAUUGUCUACGUGGAGAACUUUUCUUCCAGAAAACAUCCCAGCAGAGGCUCUUGCCUCGCACAGUAAACCUCUCCAUAGAUGUCUGGCUGAUGCUGUUCGAAUAAGAAACUCUGCCACUCAUCGCCAUAUAUGUUCCAGUCGCGAACUACAACGUAUGACACAACAAGCCGAAGACCUCAUGAGUUUGUUUUCGGAUCAAACGAGGCAAUUAAAGUUCCAAAGGCUUUGGAUUGAAAUUAACGGUUGGGAAAACCUUAGUGUAAUAGAUAUGCAAGCCGCCAGACAUAAAAUGGAGUUGGCACUUCAAGAAAUUGGGGAACGGCCCAUGGACGAUAUGGAUUGGACGGCAAACACAAUUUCUUUGCAACAAAUUCCCCCAGGGAAAGUAGAGCUAGGAGAUACCGAUGACUACGAUGUUUAUGACGAAAUGGAGAUAGACUAA